This is a messenger RNA of Protopolystoma xenopodis, 588 nucleotides long. Lineage: Eukaryota; Metazoa; Platyhelminthes; Monogenea; Polystomatidea; Polystomatidae. The record is from the annotation of a GenBank genome assembly.
AUGCCUGUGCUGCCGUCGCGACGGCCGGCAAGCGCUGAGCUUGCCUUCUUUCCUCUCGCUUCUGCUCAACCGCUCAUCCACUCACCCACUUGCCCACUCGUCCAUUCAUCUACUCACGCAUUCACUGGUUCGUGUCCGGUGCGCUCACGUCAGACGGGCUGUUCACGCAAUUUCCUCCGUGUCCUCGAUUUGCCCCUCCACGCCGAGGUGCCUAGCUCGAGUCGCCUCGUCAUGGGGCCGCCGAGUCGGCUCACACUCUCGCCGUCCGACCUCGGCCGCCUGAAGCGCCUAUGCCUGACCGUCUGCCUGCUCGUCUGCGGCCAUGGCGCCUCGGCGGUCGGUCUGCCCGGCAAAAUGACCCUGCCGCCGGCUCCGGGCCUCGACGAGUCCCCCGAGUCCCGCGAGUCCGGUCUCGGAGGCGAGUCGGGCCGACGGGCCGGCGAACGAGUCCAUUGCCCCCAGUCGGGGCCGAUGGUACGAACGGCCGUCGGCGCCUACUGCGGCCUCCGCAGGGAAGUCGCCUUCUCGGAUUCUCCGGCCUCGGAGGUGCACGUCUUCUACGGUAAGCCGAACCGUCCGAGACCAUGA